AUGGGAGAGCAGGAAGCGAGGAGGAAAUGUCUACUGAGAAGAAGAAAGGAGAGCCCAAGGGGGAUGACUGGAGUUGCUGGACACAGGAUGGAGAAGGAUCUGGAUGCCAGCAAGGGAGGGCUGGUUGGAAAGUGGCUGGAGAAGCUGAGGGAGCUUGGAUUGGAUGGCGAUGAGAAUGCAGCUCUGGAAAAGAAGAGUAUAAGGGAUGGGCCUGAGGAGCUCAGGGCCGUUAGAAAGGAGAGAGAUGAAAUGGAAGGGGGCCCUUCAGCUCCUAUUGAAGAGAGGAAGGAAAAGAUUCGGCAGUUUGGAGGAGUGUCACAUCUUGAGUUCAAAGGGCUGAGCCUGAACUUCCAUCUAUAUCUUCCGAAGUCUCUUCAAAAGCUGUCGAGGAUAUUCCGAGUUUUGGAAACGAUUCAACGGUUCAAUGCAGCAAGAGGCCUAACGACCAUUUUCAUAAAGUCCCUGAGAUGCAUUGAAAAUCUUGUCAAGCAGCGUGUGGGAGUUGCAGACAUCGAGAGGAUGUACUAUAUAGCACCCGAGCUUUUCAGAUUCAAGAAAAUAAGCAUCCACCACGAUGGAAAGGAGGUUGAUACUUUUGUCAUCUAUGUCGAUGGGGAGACGAGGGAGUUUAAUGAGAGGCUUGAGAAGCAUGUCAAGGAAUGUCAUUCAGAGUUUCUUAGCAGGAAUGGGUAUGCUCACGAUGGAGGGCGAUUCCAUCCUGGAUUUGACUUUGAAGAGGUUCCUCUACCCCGAAAGCCUUUAUUCCCAGAAGAGAUAAGGGAAGACUGCACAGGAAGAGAGGAUUGGGUUCCAAAAAAAAGAAGCGUUGAGAUUGAAAAGUCGGCCAAGAAAAGAGCAUCCACGAUACUAGAAAGAAUAAGAGAGAAGGAAAGGCUAAGGAGAGAGGAAUUUAUGAACAAGUCCAAGGAAGAGGAAGACAAUCUGCUUCUGAGCAAGAGAAUCAGGUCGCUAUUCAGGUCCGAGAACAGACGCGCGAUUCCCGUCAACAGGAUUGUAGAGUUGUUGAAGAUAUUUGACGGGAUAAACGUAAUCAAUAGGAUCGUGCAAUGGGACCCCUCUUUAUUUUACAUGAAGACUAUGAGCGGAGUGGAGUAUCUUGUUUCUAAGGAGUGA
Molecule: messenger RNA, 1134 nt
Organism: Encephalitozoon cuniculi GB-M1
Lineage: Eukaryota; Fungi; Microsporidia; Unikaryonidae
Exons: 1
Coding region: 1-1134 (377 amino acids)
Source: RefSeq, marked provisional